Molecule: messenger RNA, 1485 nt
Organism: Stylonychia lemnae
Lineage: Eukaryota; Ciliophora; Spirotrichea; Sporadotrichida; Oxytrichidae
Source: the annotation of a GenBank genome assembly
AUGAAUACGACUAAAGUAGCAUAGAAAAAUCACAUAAAAUUAGCUUAAAACUACUCAAGAAAUGGCAGUUAGGUGAGAGGACCACGCUCAGGUAGUGCAGCAAACAGUGGCUAAUCUACUCCUUGCAAUUCUAAUGUUAUUCUUAACCAAGCUCAUCUUUCAGCAAGUGGAGGAAGUGGCUCAUCCCAACUUUAUCCAAUGGCAAGAAAUGGCUCAGCUUAAAUUUUCAAUUUCCAAUAUGGGCAGGGUAAACGCGAUUCUAUUAACUCAAACGGCAGUAAUGGUUAAAGACUUAAUAGUCUUUGCAAUUAAGAAGCUAAUAAUACAAAGGCUUUAUCACAUAAAUUACUCGAAAGAAUGAAUAUUUUAUAGUCGCAUUUGGAUGUUAUCGGCCAAAACACAGCUAUCCACGAGCCUUAAUUUAGAUAAUUCUACUCUAAAUUUGAGGAAUAGACUGUUAAUAUGUUUAGCUAAGGUUAAAAUAAUGAAGAGCAAAAUUCUAAUUAAAAUGGAAACUAUCCAAUUAAAAAGCAUAAAGAGACUUUAGUGGGCUUAAAGAAAGAAGACUAUGAUAAACUUAUGAGAGAUUACAAUGAAUUAAAGUAAUGCCUUUGUAGCAGUAAAAGUACUUUAGAUAAAUAGGUUAAUGAUCUUACUUCAAUGGCAAAUGAUGUUGAGUAACAUGUAGUAUAUUAGCAAGAAUAGCAAGGCAUUUUGAUAAAGGACCUUGAAUUAAGACUAAAGGGGCAUUUUAUUUAGUAGACUUAAUAACUUGAUAAAUUAAUUGAUAGUGACUAUCAAGAGUUGAUGAGCUAAUAUAUUGAAAUAAUGGAAGAUUAAAUUGAUCAAGAGUAUCAAGAAAAUGAGUAGUAAAUCAGCUUGAUUGAGUAAUGUAUCAAUUAAAUUGAAGAGGAAAAUGAUUAGAGACUUUAAUAAAUUGAAAAUAUAUUAAAUGAUCUAGACGACCUUUAAUUAUAAUAAUAAAGCUAAAAUGACCCUCUAAAAGAGCAGCUUUAAAAUUGGAUGAGCUCUUAAAUUUGUCAAUUCUAAUAAAACUUUGAUAGAGAACUUUAAGGAUACUAUCAAAAGAAAGUUAUAAUGCUUAAUGAAGAGCAUUAAAUCAUUUAAGAGCAGCUAAGGUCUGACAUAAAGCAGGCAGAGCAUAAAUUGACUAUAAGACAAUCAGAUACUCAUUCUAUAUAAAUUAAUCAGUAGCAGGAAUUAAGCAGCCGAUCUAGUUCUGUUUAAACUAGACUUAGAAACGCAUCUUAGUAAAAAGAAAAUCAAUAAGAUAAUCAGUAAAAUCGAUAGAGCUAUAACUCUGCUACAAGGGAAAGAAUAGCUGCUGGAUCAAAUGCACUCCUAGAUAACUCAUCAAGACAAGUAAAAUCUGCUUAAUUAACUGUUGAGUAUAAAGAAAUAGAUGGAAAGCAGGAAAAAAUAAUGCGAGAAUAGAUAUCAGGAUCUAUAGCAAGAACUUUAUGA